Messenger RNA from Serinus canaria (Common canary), 1337 nucleotides. Its product is annotated as protein mono-ADP-ribosyltransferase PARP12-like. The record is from RefSeq and is a predicted model, not a curated record. The transcript is spliced from 3 exons. NCBI's taxonomy places the organism in Eukaryota, Metazoa, Chordata, Aves, Passeriformes, Fringillidae. The coding region runs from base 784 to 1284 and encodes 166 amino acids. Gene Ontology annotation, molecular function: NAD+ poly-ADP-ribosyltransferase activity.
UCCAGUGGGUAGGGAGAGCUCUCUCCUGCACUGAUUUUUCCAAGACCAUAAUUCAAGGCGAUUGAGAUGUUACCAGCUUUUAAAUGUGUCUUGUAAAAUAAGCAGCUAUGAAGUGAAACAAGACUGACAGUUUCAUAUUCAGAACAGAUGUGCAUUUCCUGGGAGGCUCUCUGAGAAUGAUAUGGUAUCAUCUCCUUUAUAAUACCACACAGGGUAAGAAAGGCCAUUGCUGCUCAUACCUGUGCUUUGCACUCUCCCAAGGCACUUCAUUCCCUGAUAAACCAGAUUAAUUGUAUCUUAAGGUAAUAUUUCCUCUGUCAGUUUGGAGCAGGGUGUUAUUUGCUGUGGUAAAACUGCAGACUAGCCCUGUAGGGCAGAGUAGAGUAGAGCAUCAGAUCAAGGGGAAACUUUCACUCUUCUUCAGUCUGAAUGCUGCUGUGCAUUUCAACUUUAGGUUACUCUGAGCUAAAAAUAGUCCAGAUGUGGAGUUGCACCCUCAAAGAGAAGCUCGUCUGGGAUUUCACUGGUUUACCUCAGUUGGUGCCUGUGCUUCCACAUGGGGAGUGAUGGUAAAGGAAGGUUGAUAAGAAAAGCAGAAGCAGCUUGUGAUUUUGUGGUAGGGCUUUUCAGCAGAUGUGAGAAGGUUGAUGAGUCCUUUGAAAGGACUGGGAGUUGUUACUCUCAGUAAUACAAUAUUUUUAGUGCUUUAAAAAUUUUCAGUUGAUACAGCUCAGCAAUGAUUCCAAAGAAUAUACAAAAAUCAAGAGGCUGUUUGAGAAGACAAUGAAAGAUUACUGCAUCAACCAACUGCAGAGGAUUCAGAACCCAACACUUUGGGACAUUUUUCAGUGGCAAAAAGAAAAGAUGAAGAAGGUCAAUCAACUGAAAGGGGUGAAUGAGAGGCUCCUGUUUCAUGGCACAAGUCCAUCCCAUGUGUCUGCCAUCUGUGAGCAGAACUUUGACUGGAGACUCUGUGGGACUCAUGGGACAAUGUAUGGAAAAGGAAGCUACUUUGCCAGAGAUGCCAGCUAUUCCCAUGAGUUCUGCUCCUCUCAAGGUGGGCGCUACAGCAUGUUCGUAGCUCAGGUUCUUGCUGGAGACUUUGUGCAGGGGAACCCGGAGUACUGCCGCCCUCCACCCAGAGACAAAAACUCAAACAGACUUUAUGACAGCUGCGUGGAUGACCCGACAGACCCUUCCAUCUUUGUCAUCUUUGAGAAGCAGCAAAUUUACCCUGCCUAUAUCUUGGAGUACAGCCUUGAGACCAGCUGUGUUGCCCUGUAAUGAAUGGUGGAAUGUCUUUUGAAUUCACACUGAAUAAAUUACUCUUCAGUACA